GUCCGAUCACCCACCAAAAAUCAUCGCGCGUUCAACGCGUAAUUAUUCAACCACCAACCAUGCCACGAAAACCGCGUCAAUCUCGUCGAAGUUUAGCUGAGCAAGAGGGGAGGAUUCAACUUGCAAUAUAAGCUUUAAAAAAGGGCGAAAUUCCGAGUAUUCGUCGAGCAACAGAAGUUUUUAAUAUACCCUACACAACACUCCGCGAUCGCAUCCAAGGACAUGAAUUUCAAGCAGAACAUCGCAACCGCUCAUUCCGACUCUCUGAAACUCAGGAGGAGGCAUUAGUUGAAUGGAUAUUAUCUAGAGACCGACGAGGAGUCGCUCCUAGGGUCUCGCAUGUGCAGCAAAUGGCAUAUCUUCUCCUCCAAGUCGAUUCAACAACGCCCCCCAAGCCGCUUGGGCAGAACUGGGUUACUGGCUUUAUUAAGCGCCAUGAAAGCAUUAAAAGUCGAUUUGCGCGCAAGUACAACUAUCAGCGCGCCCUCUGCGAGGAUCCCAAAGCCAUGAAGCAGUGGUUUGAGACUUUAGAGGCCUUGCGAAAUGAGAACGGCAUACAACAUGAAGAUAUCUAUAACUUCGAUGAAACUGGCUUCGCUAUGGGCCUAAUUGCAACCUCACGGGUUGUCACAAGGGCUGAGAUGCUUGGGAAGCCUCGUCUUAUUCAGCCAGGCCAGCGCGAAUGGGUCACCGCGAUCGAAUGUAUUGGGUCAGAGGGAUAUGUUGUUCCGCCAACCAUAAUCUUUAAAGGGAAGGUCCAUAUUGAAGGAUGGUUCGAAGAACUAGGUCUCCUAGGUGACUGGAGGAUUGAAUUAAGCGCGAAUGGAUGGACCACUGAUGAGAUAACCCUCCGGUGGCUUCAGAAGUGCUUUAUUCCUUAUACAACUGAGCGCACAAUUGGAAGUCAUCGACUGCUUGUUCUAGACGGUCAUGGGAGUCAUUUGACCCCUAAAUUCGACAAGGUUUGCAGAGAUAAUAAGAUUAUCUGUAUCUGCAUGCCUGCGCAUUCAUCGCACCUGCUUCAACCACUAGAUGUUGGUUGCUUUGGGCCAUUAAAGCGAGCUUAUGGAGGCCUAAUUGAAGCGAAGAUGCGCCUGGGCUUCCACCAUAUUGACAAACAUGACUUCCUAAAGGCCUAUCCUGAAGCUCGCGAUAAGGUCUUUACUAUUCAGAACACCCAGAGCGGCUUUCGCGCAGCUGGGAUAGUGCCUUAUAAUCCUGAAGAGGUCCUAAAGCGAUUUAAUUAUUCGGUAUCUACGCCUACCCCCCCCCCUAGCCGGGGGGGUACCUCAACCUCUUCCUCUACACUUGCCACGCCUCAUACAGCUCGACAGCUACAUAAGAAAGCUUCUUCUAUCAAGAAGCUACUUUCUAAGCGGUCCCAGAGUCCUUCUAGUCCUUCUAAACGUGCUUUGGAUGAGCUUAUAAAGGGUUGCGAGCUAGCUAUCUACAAUGCUGCAUUUACGCUGAAGGAAUUGAAUGAUCUCCGCGCAGAAAGUCAAGUUCAAGCACUUAAAAAGAGUCGAUCGAAACGCAAGAUGGCCCCUGUACAAGGCCUCCAAGUGCAAGAAGCAAGGGACCUUAUUUCAUUAAGAAAUGAGCAAUUGAAUCAGGAAGAUGGUGGUGGUGAGGAAGCUGAUCAAACUACUCCACCAACUUUAGAACCCCGAAAGCGUGCCCCACCGACCUGUUCUGAAUGUAAUAUUCAGGGGCAUACUAGAACUAGAUGUCCUAAUCGUCGCACGACUUAG
Molecule: messenger RNA, 1751 nt
Organism: Aspergillus calidoustus
Lineage: Eukaryota; Fungi; Ascomycota; Eurotiomycetes; Eurotiales; Aspergillaceae
Source: the annotation of a GenBank genome assembly